CUUUCCUUUCAAAUUGAGAUAGGUGGCAAACAAGCCCGAGACACAAUUUAGAGGAAUUGAAAGGAUUUUGAUAACCACACUGGUGGUUGUGGGUUAAGACCAGGAGUUCACCCGUAAGAUCACAAGUUCGCCCAGGCUGCAUGUCCUACGGCACGUCUUCCUGUAAGGAUGGAGGAACGGGCUCGGAGCUGUUUGCUGCGCUCUCGGUCAAGCUUGGAGGCGGACAUCAAAGCGGACUACCUGAUGGAUCAUAUGGUCACUGAUGGUGUACUGACCAUGGACGAGGAAGAGAGGGUCCGGAACAAGCCCACUAGGAAAGAGAAGGCCGCUGCCCUGCUGGAGGUUCUCCUUCGGAAGGACAACCGCGCUUACAUCUCCUUCUACAACGCCCUGAUCAGGGAGAGCUAUGGAGACCUGGCCAGCCUGCUCCAUUCAGACCUGCCGCUGCUCUCUCCCGAGGGCGAGAAGAGCUUCUCGGAUGGCGGCACUGCUCUGGUCCAGGGUGUCUUGAGUGAGGGUGGUGUGCCCCAGAGACCCAUGGUGUUUGUGAGCCGGCCCUCGCUGCUCAACCAGGUGCGGGCCAAGCUGUACCAGCUGCAGGCCGGGCCCGGGUGGGUGACGGUCUACGGCAUGGCCGGCUCCGGCAAAUCCGUCCUCGCUGCCGAGGCUGUGAGGGACCAUGCCCUCAUCACAGAGUGUUUCCCUGGUGGGGUGCAGUGGGUAUCGGUGGGGCAGGAGCGCUCGGACCUGCUGGUGCGGAUGCAGUCGCUGUGCUUCCGUCUGGAGCAGAGCCAGAGUCCGGAGUCGUGUCACCGGCCGCCGUGCUCCCUGGAGGAGGCCAAGGAGCGCCUCCGCUUCCUCAUGCUGCACAAGUACCCCAGGUCUCUUCUCAUUCUGGAUGAUGUGUGGGACAGCUCUGUCCUCAAGCUCUUUGACAUCCAGUGCAGAGUCCUCCUAACCACCAGGGACAGAAGUCUGGCCGACUCCGUCAGCGGCCAGCGGUACGAGGUGGCUGUGGAGAGCGGUCUGGGGGAGGAUAAAGCCCUGGAGGUGCUGGCUCUCUUCGUCAGCAUGAAGCCCCAGAGGCUGCCCGAGCAGGCACGCAGCAUAGUCAAGGAGUGCAAGGGUUCCCCGCUGGUGGUGUCCCUGAUCGGAGCCCUGUUGCGGGAGUUCCCUGACCGCUGGGACUAUUACCUGCGCCAGCUGCAGAGGAAGCAGUUCAAGCGCAUCAGGAAGUCGUCGUCGUACGACUACGAGGCACUGGACCAGGCCAUGGACGCCAGCAUCCAGGUGCUGACCGAGGAUCACCGGCAGCUCUACACCGACCUCACCGUCCUGGAGAAGGACGUCAAAGUUCCCGCCAAGGUGCUGUCGGUGCUUUGGGAUCUGGAGGUGGAGGAAGUGGAGGACGUGCUGCAGGAGUUUGUCAACAAGUCGCUGCUGUUCCGAGACUGCAACCAGCGGCCAUACCGCUACUACCUCCACGACCUGCAGCUGGACUUCCUCUCCGAGCUCAACCGCACACGCCUCGCCGAGCUGCACACUAAGGUUGUCCGGCAGUACCAGCAGCACUACAAGACAGAGCCGCCCGUCUCUGGUGACGCAGAGAGUCUCUACUGGCUGCGCUUCCUGACCUAUCACAUGGCCAAAGCCGGCCUGUCCAAGGAGCUGUACUCUCUCAUGUUUUCUCUGGACUGGGUCAGAACCAAGGCUUUCGUCAUGGGCCCGGCCCAUCUGAUCAAUGACUAUGUGGAGUAUGCGGCCAUACUGGACAAAGAGAACGGAGAGGUCAGGGGUCAGUUCCAGGAGUUCCUGUCUCUGAAUGGGCACCAGCUGGAGCAGCGGCCGUUCCCCGACGUGGUGCAGCUGGCCCUGUCGCAGCCCGACUCCUCCGAGGUGUACCGGCAGGCCAAGAUGCAGGCGCAGCAGAGCGCCCAGAAGGGGGCGCUCUACCUCGACUGGGUGAAUAAGAAUAGCCUGGAGAGUCUGUCUCGGUUGGUGCUGCAGCCCCACCAGGGAGUGGUCUACUUCGCGUGCUUCUCCCACGACGGCAGCAAGAUCGCCUCCUGUGGGGAGAGCAAGGACCUGCGGGUGUUUAAGAGCAGCAGUGGGGAGAAGCUGCUGGAGAUCCAGGCCGGCGAUGAGGAGGUGGUGUGCUGUGCCUUCUCCCCUGAUGACCGUCUCAUCGCCACCUGCUCCAGCGACCGCAAGAUCAAGGUGUGGAAUGCGGACCAAGGGACCCUGAAGAGGGCGUUUGAUGAGGAGUAUGACGAGCAGAUCAACCACUGUCAGUUCACCAACACGCGACACCGCCUCCUGCUGGCCACCUGCUCCAAUGACAAGUUCAUGAGCACCAAGCUGUGGAACCUAAAUAAGGCGUCUUCGCAGAACACUAUGUUUGGACAUGACGAUGCGGUCAACCACUGCUGCUUCUCCCCUGAUGAUAAGUACCUUGCCACUUCCUCCAGUGACGGCACUCUCAAGAUCUUUGAGGUAUCCUCAGCGAAUGAGUGGAAGUCCAUCACCGUGAGUGACUACUUCCCAGAGACGGACCAGGAUACGGGCGUCAUGGUUACGUGCAGCACAUGGUCUGCCAACGGCACUCGCAUCAUCUGUGCUGCUAAGAACGCCGUCUUUGUGUUUGACGUGGCCAGUGCAGACCUGGUGUGUGAGAUCCGGACCAGUCGGAUGAGCACCGUCCAGUUCUGCCACGCCUGCCCCAGUAGCCAGCUGCUGGCCAUCGCACUGUCACACUAUGCCGUGGAGCUGUGGGAUUUUGAGUCCAAUAAGAAGAUGGCAGACUGCAGUGGUCACCUGAGCUGGGUGCGCUGUGUGCAGUUCUCUCCUGAUGGAUCACAACUCCUCUCCUGCUCCGAUGACCAGACCAUCAGGCUGUGGGAGACUAAGAAGGUUCACACCUCGUCCGCCGCCUCCCUCAAGAGGGACUCUGACGUGCUCUUCACCAACGGUGACAUCACAUUGGUCACCGCCGACAACCGCAACCGUCUCCAGGUGCUGAGCGGGCCCACAGGUUCUGUAGUGUUUGAGUCAGAGGAGCAGGAGUCCAGAAUCCGCUGCACCUCCAUCUGCAGACAGCAUGCUGCUGCAGCCCUGGGUAGAGAGGAUGGAGUUGUGAAGGUGCUGGCAGUUCCUUCUGGACAGACCCUGGCGACUCUCUCAGGUCACACUAGAACCGUCUUCCACUGUCAGUUCACCGAAGAUGGACAGCAGCUGAUCACCUCCUCAGAGGACACUACCAUCAGGGUGUGGAGGUGGCAAACAGGGGAAUGUCUGGUUCUGAAGGGACACACCGAGUCGGUCAGGAGGUUCUCUCUUCUUCCCUCCUCGUCUUCCUCUCCAGGUCUUCUCUCGUGGUCUUUUGACGGAACCGUCAAGGUGUGGGACAUGGACACGGGGGAGAAACUGCAGGACGUCACCGGUCACCAAGGAGCCAUCCUGGCCUGCGAUGUCUCCUCUGACGGACGGAGGUUCGCCACCACGUCCGCCGACAUGACCGCAAAGGUGUGGAGCUGUGAAUCCUGGGAGCUGGUCCACACCCUGAACGGGCACAAGGACUGCGUCCGCAGCUGCCGCUUCUCCGGUGACAACCAGCGCCUGGCAACCGGUGAUGACGACGGAGAAAUCCGCCUGUGGAACAUGCUGGACGGAAGCCUGCUGAGGAUCUGUUGCCGUGGCAAUAAGGAUGCCAUGGACUCCCAGCAUGGAGGCUGGGUGACGGAUCUGCACUUCUCCCCCGACAGCAAGGUGCUGGUCUCCACUGGAGGGUACAUCAAGUGGUGGAACGUGGAGAAAGGUGAGGCCCUGCAGACCUUCUACACCACCGGCGCCAACCUCAAGAGAGUCCACGUCUCACCGGACUUCUCCACCUUCGUCACCAUCGACAGCAUCGGCAUCCUCUACGUCCUCAAGAAGGUGGAGUGAGCCCGAGAUUCCGGAAUGCUCACCAUCGGAAUCUUCUAGAUCCUCAAGAAAGGAGAGUGCAGGUUGAGCUUACCGGAAUGUUUACCAUAGAAUUCCUGUGUGUCCUGAUAAAUAUGAAAUGAGACUACGCUUCCGUUUACAGUCCAGCAUUGGAAUCAUCGUUAUCCCAAAGAGGGGUGGAAUGAUGUUGUGGUCGCUCACAGGAGCUACAUUGGAUGGCAAUCACUCCCCAAACGUUUUGAUUCUCUUGCUGUGAUUGGUGUGGGUGAACACUACUGGAGAGGAGACUAUGGAUGCUGUGUUUUCUAGUAUUUUUUUUUACAUUUUCUGUGUUUUUGUUUAAUAUGAUAAUCGCAUUAUGAAAUGAGCCCUGCCUUGUUGUUCUGGGGCUUGUUUCCCAAAACCAUAGUUGCUAACUAAGUUAGCAACUUAGUUGGUUGGCAAUAGGAAACUGCAUUGCUGAACCAACUAAGUUGCUAACAGGUUAGCAGCUAUGGUUUUGGGAAACGCACUCUGGUAAGUUGAGUGGCCCUCCUUAGGUGAGCCGCAUCUUUUCUGGGACAGUGCUCUUUGUCAUGGCCAAGUACUCGUGCACCAUAUGUUUCCUGACCUACAUUUUAAAAAUGUUUUCUAUUCAUUUGUUUCCUCUUGGGCAAGAAAAUGCAGUCUUUUCUUUGUGCUUCGCGGGUACACACGCCUGUUUGUUAUCAAGGCCUUCAUUUCCAAAAAUAGUUUUAUUUUAUUUUAUUUUCUUCCUUUUGUAGCAGUUUUUUGUUUGUUUUUACUCACGGCCUCUUGGUGUGCCGGGAUCUGUUCUGGUGUCUUUCUGACGUGAUCUGCCGUGCAUUAAAUGCAUUACCGUGGUCCCUGCUGUAAGUUUACAGUCGUGCAUAAUUUACGACCGUAAACUUACACCGGGGACACCGUUGUAAUUGUGCAAUACUUGCUGUUGUUUCAGCACAACCAGCUAUUUUAUCAAUGUGAAAAAAAAUCCUAAAUGGAAAAUUCUGUUAACUGUAGACCUGUUUACAGUCUUUAAGCUACUGACUUUUCUAUGCCUUUAUGAACCAAACGUAUGGUGCCCCUUUUUCCACAUCUUGGCUUACAAUAGAAAUGGAUGCUCUUUAGAAUCUACAGUAAAUCAGGGUUUGCCUUGCAAUACGUAGUCCAGCCAUUGGACUGAACAUUUGACAGCACUUCCAAUGAGAUGUAGUAUCCUUGAGCCAUGUAGAAUCAAUACUAUGUAGAAUUUUUUUAUCGUUAUUGAUGCAUGCAACAUCUUAUGCAAAGUGUGAUACAUAUCUGAGAUGUCCAGCCUUUGUUCAAUCAAUCAGUCUGAGUCUCCACGGUUUGGACCAGCCUUUCCUAAAUGCCUUGGUACUGCCUCUGGUGCUUUUUGCUACAGUCAAUCAGAAUUCCACAUCUAUUUGGGCCAAUGGAGUAGUUCAAGAAGCACUCAGGGUAAAAAUCUUUGUUUAUUGAUCAACUAUAUGGCACUGGUUGUAUGUCUUGCAUGAUGCACAUAAUUUAUACCUGUCUUGCAAUAAAUCUGUUGCAUUGGUA
Sardina pilchardus (European sardine) is the source of this 5505-nucleotide messenger RNA. RefSeq names its product apoptotic peptidase activating factor 1 (gene apaf1). The coding region runs from base 169 to 3942 and encodes 1257 amino acids. Gene Ontology annotation, biological process: regulation of apoptotic process; apoptotic signaling pathway. Gene Ontology annotation, cellular component: apoptosome. The record is from RefSeq and is a predicted model, not a curated record. The transcript has 27 exons. Gene Ontology annotation, molecular function: protein binding; ADP binding. Lineage: Eukaryota; Metazoa; Chordata; Actinopteri; Clupeiformes; Clupeidae.